AUGGCUGGGGGCGGUAUAGCUCCAUCGAGUGGUAGAAAACAGUACCCUGGUAAACUCACCGCUAGGGUUCUUAUAACAUGUAUUGUUGCGGCUACCGGUGGUCUGAUUUUUGGGUACGACCUUGGAGUUUCAGAUGAACUCAGCAAUCAAUUUAUUGAUUAUAAGGUUGGAAGGAGGAAGCUUUUCUUACAGGGUGGUUGCCAAAUGCUCCUCAUGCAGGUGGCUAUUGGAAUUGCUAUGGCUGUUAAAUUUGGGGUCAGCGGCAACCCUGGAAAGUUGACACUAGGGUUUGCAGUUCCCUUGGUGCUCUUAAUCUGUGUUUACGUUGCUGGAUUUGCCUGGUCUUGGGGGCCUCUAGGAUGGUUGGUGCCCAGUGAAAUUUUCCCACUUGAAGUAAGGUCUGCUGCUCAGGCUAUCAAUGUCUCCGUCAACAUGAUCUUCACCUUUGCCAUAGCCCAAGUCUUUACAGCCAUGCUCUGCCACAUGAAGUUUGGCUUGUUCUUCUUCUUCUCAGUCUGUGUGGUGGUGAUGAGCAUUUUCAUCUACAAAUUGUUGCCCGAAACGAAAGGAGUUCCAAUAGAAGAAAUGCACACUGUGUGGGAGAAUCAUCCAUUUUGGCGGAAAUAUGUUGUUAAAGAUGAAGGCAUUGCCAUGGGCAAGGCCAAGGGAGGACAGAGUGCCUAA
Prunus avium (sweet cherry) is the source of this 684-nucleotide messenger RNA. Lineage: Eukaryota; Viridiplantae; Streptophyta; Magnoliopsida; Rosales; Rosaceae. The record is from RefSeq and is a predicted model, not a curated record.